Corapipo altera (White-ruffed manakin) is the source of this 1170-nucleotide messenger RNA. RefSeq names its product leucine-rich repeat-containing protein 37B-like. The annotation marks the transcript as partial. NCBI's taxonomy places the organism in Eukaryota, Metazoa, Chordata, Aves, Passeriformes, Pipridae. Gene Ontology annotation, molecular function: protein binding. The transcript has 10 exons. The record is from RefSeq and is a predicted model, not a curated record.
AUGUCGAGCUUUCCCCGGUUUUCGAAAGCUCCCCUCGGUCUCCCAGAGCAGUCGUGUGGCGACUCCAGCCAGUCGUGGUUCGCCAUGGACUUUGUCACACGUGUCGUGCGUGCUCUGCUCCUGCUGGCCCUGCUGCUGGCAGUGACUCCCUGCCCAGGAGAGUCCAAGGAGCUCUGCCCGCACCCCUGCCGCUGCCAGAGGCGUGGGCUGCUGGACUGCCGCCACGCCGGCCUGGCCACCGUGCCCCCGGCCACCCGCCGACGGGCCCUCACCGUCCUAGAUUUCACUGGCAACUCGAUUGCUACUUUGAGUAAACAAGCAUGGAAGGAAUACCCCUGGACUGAGACUCUAGUCCUCAGGGACAAUGAGCUGCAGGCACUGAAGAGCCAUUCCCUGGAGGGGCUGUUCCUGCUGAAGCACCUGGACUUGUCUGGCAAUAGGAUCCGGUUGAUUGAGGAAGGUGCUUUUGAGCCACUGCCUUUCUUGAGGCUUCUAAACCUCAGUGGGAAUGGCCUCACACAGAUCCACAGCAGCACUUUCCAGGCAUGGCACGGGAUGCAGUUUCUAGAGGAGCUGAUCCUAAGCCACAACCCCCUGACCGUGAUUGCUGACACAGCAUUCUUCAAGCUGCCUUCAGUCAACUAUCUGGACCUGAGUGCAACUCAAGUGACUCCGCAGACGUUGCUGCUGCUCCUGCAGACAACAGUGCACUUGGAAACCCUCAAACUGCCCAAUGAUGUGGCCUGCUGCCUCUGCCAGGAGCAUGCCAGCACUGAGACCCCGUGCAGGACCAUCCAGUUCCUCUGCGAGAACCUGUGCAGCAGCAGCAGUGCCCAGUGUGCUGCUCACACAGGUCCUGUGGCACAGACACAGGGAGAAGUAAUGGAAGUGGAGCCCUCUGGAAAAGCAAAGAGCAGCCCAGUGUUGAACCUCAGGGCCAAGGAGCCUUCGCUGGGAGACCAUGGAACUGUAACUCUUGUGGUUGCCCUGACCCUGAGCAGCAGUGAGGGGGAUGUCAGCAGCCUCAAGGAUUCCAGAUCAGAUUCAUAUCCCCCUGAGCACCUGUCCAGGCAGGAAGGCAAAACAGCUGAUGAUGAUGUCAAGAAUAAUCUGCACAAGGCUAAAAGCAUCAUGACUGUGAAAAGCAUCGUCUCACGCCAGCCCCAGCCU